This is a messenger RNA of Erinaceus europaeus (western European hedgehog), 2875 nucleotides long. It is a transcript of the gene POMT1, whose product is annotated as protein O-mannosyltransferase 1. Gene Ontology annotation, cellular component: membrane. Lineage: Eukaryota; Metazoa; Chordata; Mammalia; Eulipotyphla; Erinaceidae. Gene Ontology annotation, biological process: protein O-linked glycosylation. Gene Ontology annotation, molecular function: mannosyltransferase activity. The record is from RefSeq and is a predicted model, not a curated record. The coding region runs from base 57 to 2234 and encodes 725 amino acids. The transcript has 20 exons.
CGAGCUGAAGUGGCGGCGGCGGCGGAGUCACUCACGACCUGCGCCUGUCGUGCAGCAUGUGGGCUUUGCUGAAGCGCCCCGUCACGGUGACUGCGGACAUCAAUGUGACCGGCCUGGCGCUCACUGCGGUCGCCCUGCUGAGCCGGCUGUGGCGACUCACCUACCCCCGGGCCGUGGUCUUUGAUGAAGUGUAUUAUGGGCAGUACAUCUCUUUCUACAUGAAGCGGAUCUUCUUUCUGGAUGCCAGUGGACCACCAUUUGGCCACAUGCUGCUGGCCUUGGGAGGUUACUUAGGAGGAUUUGAUGGUAACUUUGUGUGGAACAGAAUUGGAGCAGAAUACAGCAGCAAUGUGCCCGUGUGGUCACUGCGUCUGCUGCCUGCCCUCGCCGGAGCCUUUACAGUGCCCAUGGCCUACCAGAUCGUGUGGGAGCUCGGCUUCACUCACUGUGCUGCCAUGGGAGCAGCUCUGCUGGUGCUGAUCGAGAAUGCACUCAUCACUCAGUCUCGGCUCAUGCUUCUGGAAUCAGCACUGAUAUUCUUUAACUUACUGGCUGUGCUCUCCUACUUGAAGUUCUCCAACUUCCAAAAGCACAGGCCCUUCUCUCUGAGCUGGUGGUUCUGGCUGAUGCUGACGGGGGUGGCCUGCGCCUGUGCGGUCGGCAUCAAGUACAUGGGCUUUUUCACGUACCUGCUCGUGCUCACUGUGGCCUCUGUCCAUGCCUGGAACCUGAUAGGAGACCAGACUCUGUCACACGUUCGUGUGUUCUGUCACCUGCUGGCCAGAGCAGUGGCCCUGUUGGUCAUCCCGGUGGUCAUGUACUUGCUGUUUUUCUACAUCCACUUGAUGCUGCUCUGCCGCUCUGGGCCCCAUGACCAGAUCAUGUCCAGUGCCUUCCAGGCCAGCCUGGAGGGAGGGCUAGCUCGGAUCACACAAGGCCAGCCCCUGGAGGUGGCCUAUGGGUCCCAGAUCACUCUGAGGAAUGUCUUUGGCAAAGUUAUGCCCUGUUGGCUUCAUUCUCACCAGAGCACCUACCCCAUGAUAUAUGAGAAUGGCCGGGGCAGUUCCCACCAACAACAGGUCACCUGUUAUCCAUUCAAAGAUGUCAACAACUGGUGGAUUGUGAAGGAUCCAGGGAGGCACCAGCUAGUGGUGAGCAACCCCCCGAGACCUGUGCGGCACGGCGACAUUGUCCAGCUGGUGCAUGGCAUGACCACCCGCUUCCUCAACACGCAUGACGUGGCAGCCCCUCUGAGCCCGCACUCACAGGAGGUGUCCUGCUAUGUCGACUAUAACAUCUCCAUGCCAGCCCAGAACCUCUGGAGACUGGACAUUGUAAAUAGAGAGUCGGAUGGGGAAAUUUGGAAGACCAUCCUAUCAGAGGUGCGCUUGGUGCAUGUGAACACAUCCGCCAUCUUGAAGCUGAGUGGGGCACAUCUUCCAGAUUGGGGGUUUCGGCAGCUGGAGGUCGUUGGGGAGAAGCCUUUGCGGGGCUACCACGAGAGCAUGGUGUGGAAUGUGGAGGAGCAUCGGUAUGGCCAGAGUCAGGAGCAGAAGGAGAGAGAGCUGGAGCUGCACACACCUACUCAGAUCGACAUCAGCAGAAACCUGAGCUUCAUGGCCAGAUUUUCAGAGCUGCAGUGGAGGAUGCUGACAGUGAAGGCUGAGGAUUCAGAGCACAAGUACAGCUCCACACCACUAGACUGGGUCACCCUGGACACCAACAUCGCUUACUGGUUACACCCCAAAACCAGUGCUCAGAUCCACCUGCUGGGGAACCUAGUGAUCUGGGCUUCAGCCAGCCUGGCCACAUUGGUAUACACCUUACUCUUCUUCUGGUAUCUGCUCAGACGCCGGAGAAACAUCCAUGACCUCCCCGACGAUGCCUGGCUGCGCUGGGUGUCAGCUGGGACUCUCUGUGCUGGAGGCUGGGCGGUGAACUACCUCCCCUUCUUUCUGAUGGAGAAGACGCUCUUCCUCUACCACUACCUGCCUGCACUCACCUUCCAGAUCCUUCUGCUUCCCGUGGUCCUGCAGCACAUCAGUGAGCAUCUGUGCAGGUCUCAGCUCCAGAGGAGCCUCUUCAGUGCUCUGGUUGUCGCCUGGUACUCUUCUGCCUGUCACAUGUUUAACAUGCUGCGCCCACUAACCUACGGGGACAGGUCACUGUCACCAAGUGAACUCAUGGCCCUUCGUUGGAAAGAUAGCUGGGACAUCUUGAUCCGAAAAUACUAGGAUAUAAAUGUGGCAGAGAAUGGCCUAGCCAGGGUUAUGACAAGGUAGAAUAAUCUUUUUUAUAAAUGUCUGUUUUUAACAGAAUAGCUCUACACUUAAGAGGCCAGACACACUCAGCAAGGAUUUCAUUAUGGUGUCAUUUGAACAGUCCUCUGAGGAGUACAUCAUUUUUAACAUAAUUUUUCCCAGGCAGUAAUGAACAUAAUCCUCCAUACCCACUAACUCCUGAGAAAACCCACACCGAGACACACUGAGGGACUGAUGGGGGGCUACGACAGGAAAACCAAGGUGUCAGGUUAUGGCAGGUGAGUUAGGGUCCAGCUGAGAUGCAAGUUGAGGAUUUGAUGGAUGAGUCUGGCUUGCCCUCCGGGUACCCACUCAGCCUGCAGAACUACAGCCCUUGUCCCUUAGGAACCUUGAGGACAAUUUCCAUUGUCUCCUGGAUUAAACAUGCCACUGAUCAGCAAGUCUCUAUGAGGCACAGGAACGUGGGUCACUGUAGGAGACCAUGUGUCUCCUUUUGCUGACCCUUUUUAAAGCCCUUCCAUAGGAUUUUAAGACUGUUAGUCAAGUUUUGUGUCACCUAUGCAUUUCCUGUUCUGAAUGUGCCUUCUGUGUAAUUAAAAAAGGGACAAAUGGCA